GUAUAGCACAUGGUUUCCACACUACUUUUAUGAUAAAAAUAAUUAUAAUCCGUGUUAGAGCCGAUUCUUUAUUAAAAUCACCAUGACUGACGUACCAGAUUUAAGUAGCGAUGAAGAGCAGUUCGAAGAAGAUGAAUGGCAGGAGAUGGAAACGAGCGGCGCUUCGGUAACUUGUUUAUAUUGUGCCAAUGUUUCUACAUCCAUAGAAGACGCCGUAAAACACUGCGAGAGUGCACAUAACUUCAAUUUAAACACAUUGAAAGCAAAAUUUAACAUGGACUGCUAUUCUUACAUCAAGUUAAUUAACUAUAUCAAGACGCACAAGCCGACAGCUGAUGCCGUAAUGAAUGCGACCAUAGCUUUGUGGGACGACGAGAAAUAUCUAAAACCGGUGGACAACGACGAAUGGUUGAUGUUUGACUUCGAAUCGCUGGCCGAUGCGCCUAGUUCUCCCCAAUCCUACCACGCGAACGUCGAAAACGGCUUAGUCACACUAACGCAAAGCCAUUUCCUAGAGCUUCAAAAAACAAUACAAGUUCUGACUCAACAACUCAACGAAAGCAAAACCCAUUUGCAAAUGGCUAAAGAAGACAUCGGCAAGAUGCAGGCAUCAAUGAAAACCAUUGUGGAUGUGGGCUCAACUAAUUCUAACGGAGAAAGCGCUAUGAUUGUUGACUGUGUUUCUAAAGUGCCUUUGGAAGAUGACGAAGGUUAUUUCAACACUUAUGCACACUUCGGUAUUCACUAUGAUAUGCUCUCAGAUAAAGUACGAACUGAAAGCUAUAGAGAUGCAAUAUUAAACAAUAAAGAAACAUUGAAGGAUAAAAUUGUUCUUGACUUGGGAUGCGGCACGGGUAUUCUCUCUAUGUUUUCAGCGUCAGCCGGUGCUAAGAAAGUGUAUGCAUUAGAUCAAUCCGAAGUUGUGUAUCAUGCGAUGGAUAUUAUAAGAGAAAAUAAUUUACAUGAAACAAUAAAAGUAGUGAAAGGAAGAUUGGAGAACACAAAGCUCGAUGAAAAGGUUGAUAUAAUUGUUUCUGAAUGGAUGGGUUAUUUCCUGCUUUUCGAAGGCAUGUUAGAUAGUGUUAUAUAUGCAAGAGAUAACUGCCUUAAACCUGGAGGUUUAUUAUUACCUAACAGAUGCAACAUUAGUCUUGUAGCCAACGGAGAUGUGGACACACAUAAAAAGUUGAUAGAUUUCUGGUCAGAUGUGUAUGGAUAUAAAAUGAAUUGUAUGAAGUCUGAAGUAGUCCGGGAAGCAAGCGUUGAUGUUGUUGGAUCUAAAAACAUUUUAUCAGAGCCAUGUGUGGUCAAAGAUAUUGAUAUAAACACAUGUGUUACAGAUGUCAUGGAUUUCACCUCAACAUUUAAACUUCCAAUCACAAAGGAUGGGUCAUUGACGUCUCUUGUCGGUUAUUUUGAUACUUUCUUUGAUCUUCCCAGUAAAGUUUCAUUUUCUACCGGCCCACAUACGACAGCCACACAUUGGAAACAAACAGUCUUCUAUUUUAGAGAUUGUAAAGAAGUUAAACAAGGAGACGUUAUUGAAGGCACAAUUAUUUGUAAUCGGCAAAAAACUGAUGUCAGAGCUUUGUCUGUACAAAUUGAUAUAUUUGGUAAAACCCAUAAGUAUAUUUUAAGCUAGACCGUUUAAUUUGUUAUAGAUAUAACAAUGACAGCAUACCGUUUACUUUUAAGCAUAAAAUGUUUAUUAGGGAGCGUUCAAGUAUUA
Molecule: messenger RNA, 1729 nt
Organism: Cydia splendana
Lineage: Eukaryota; Metazoa; Arthropoda; Insecta; Lepidoptera; Tortricidae
Gene: Art3
Product: protein arginine N-methyltransferase 1-like
Exons: 1
Coding region: 83-1642 (519 amino acids)
Biological process (GO): peptidyl-arginine methylation
Cellular component (GO): nucleus
Molecular function (GO): protein-arginine N-methyltransferase activity
Source: RefSeq, a predicted model, not a curated record